GCUCGAGCGUCCUAACAAGGGUUCGGUUUCAUCUUGGCUCCAGUCUGAACGCUCCGCCCGCUCUCGCCGAGGAUAUUGACUUUCCCGCAAGUUAAAGUAUUUAAAUGUGGACGGGAGGCAGAUGCUGUUUGUGGGACUGGAGGCGACCGCAAAGAGGAGCGCGCGUGUGGGUGGAAGGACUUUACAAUCCGCAGCGUACAGACAGACAGAGAGAGAGAGAGACAGACAGAGAGACAGCUCGGGCAUCUCUGCUUGCCACUUUCAGACAGAGACGCAUCAUCUUUCUGGACAAAUCACCUCGCUCUUUAGGGAAAAUAGGAAUCUCAUCCAUGACGCGUAAAGAUCCGUGCCUAGAACUAAAGGGCACUAAAGAUGGAUUAAUCUCCACUUCAGAACAUCAUUGUUGAAUAGCUGAAUGACACAAAGAGGGGUUGAUGGCAGGAGCUGGGGUGACAGCGACCCUCUUCGCAGGACUUCACUCGGUGGAUUAGCGCCGUAGCGCCUUUUAACUCUUCCAGACUUCUUCCUCCACGCCGCGGAGCGGAGCGGACCUGCGUCGGAACUCUGGCAGUUCUGGACCUCUUGAUUGGCAUGGGUUUGGCUUUCAGUGCGCAACAAGGAGGUUAAUUCAAACUCAACCGAAAGCGUCCAUCUACAGGGAAUUUCAUUUCUGAGAGCUUCCAGCACCGAAUCAGCGGAGUAUUCAUGAAGCAAUAUUUGAACUAUUACAGGAUGAGGCUGAGAAGGUUACUUCAGUUCGCGGCGCUCUGCUUUUACGCACAGAACACGGUGCAGUCGCCUCCUAAUUUCAAGCAGCACGUGACCGAGCAGAGCCGGCUGUCGGACCGCAUGAGCCGCAGACUGACCCGAACCUACCAGUUGUACAGCCGAACCAGCGGGAAGCACGUCCAGGUUCUGGCCAACAAGCGGGUCAACGCCAACGGGGACGACGGCGCGGUGCACGCCAAGCUGGAGGUGGAGACGGAUUCCUUCGGGAGCCGCAUUCGCAUCAAAGGGGUGAAGACGGGAUACUACAUAUGCAUGAACAAGAGGGGGAAGCUGAUUGGCAAGCGAAAAGGACGAGGCAAGGACUGCAUCUUCACGGAGAUCGUCCUGGAAAACAACUACACGGCGCUGCAGAACGCCAAGUACGAGGGCUGGUACAUGGCCUUCACCCGCAAGGGCCGCCCGAGGAAGGCCUCGAAGACCAAGCAGCACCAGAGGGAAGCACACUUCAUGAAGCGUCUACCGAGGGGCCACUUGCUGAGCGAGAGGAGGCCGUUUGACGUCCUCCCUCUGCCCGUGCCGGUGCAGCCUCUGAGCAGGCGGACUAAACAUUCCCAUCAGCGGCCCUCCGGGGGUCGCUGAGGACCGACCGAAGCGCGGCUGAGGAGGAACCGCGCAGACGAACCACUUCAGGAGAAAAGCAGAGUGUGAACUCAUGUGCCCACGCGUUCUAUUUGCCUCACUUCUGGACUUCUUACGUAAUUCUUGGUUUACUGGGUUUUAUGUAAACUAUCUAAUCUGCUAGUUUAUUUACAGACUGUAGCAAGUUUCUCUCUCUCUCUCUCUUUUAUUUUUAUUUUAUUUUUAUUUUUUUGGUUAUUAAACCGGGGCGUUUUGCAUUCUGGAGGGCUCAAAAAUAAUCUCACCAAGCGUUAAGACGUUAGCCAGCUCAGCAUUAAAGAAUGUUUAAAAAGUGAAGCUAGACGUGGCAGCUAUCUGUGGUUACGGCACCUCUCGCUCUCAGUCGACGGGCUCUCUCAGAGAAUUAUGUAACCUGUCCUGUUUUUCUACAUAUAUGGAUAUAUUUUUACUGUAAAAAAAAUGUAAAUUAUAUCAAAUGAUGAAUAUAUUUAUUGUAGAGUGUAUAUUAAAACCACUAAAGAGUUUCGUAAGCUG
Fundulus heteroclitus (mummichog) is the source of this 1902-nucleotide messenger RNA. RefSeq names its product fibroblast growth factor 8 b (gene fgf8b). Gene Ontology annotation, molecular function: growth factor activity; type 2 fibroblast growth factor receptor binding; type 1 fibroblast growth factor receptor binding. The record is from RefSeq and is a predicted model, not a curated record. Gene Ontology annotation, cellular component: cytoplasm. Lineage: Eukaryota; Metazoa; Chordata; Actinopteri; Cyprinodontiformes; Fundulidae. Gene Ontology annotation, biological process: fibroblast growth factor receptor signaling pathway; regulation of cell migration; positive regulation of protein phosphorylation.